CAGUCGGCGGGGCCUGCGCCGAGCCCAUGGCGGCGGCGGCGGCCCUGUCGGGCCUGGCGGUGCUCCUGUCGCGCUGGGCCGCGGCCCGCGGCUCGUACGGCGCCUUCUGCAAGGGGCUCACGCGCACGCUGCUCACCUUCUUCGACCUGGCCUGGCGGCUGCGCAUGAACUUCCCCUACUUCUACGUCGUGGCCUCGGUGAUGUUCAACGUCCGCCUGCAGGUGCGGAUCGAGUGAGCGCCCGCGGCGGCCGCCCGGCCGGAGGGUCACCCGCCCACCCGCCAGCCCGGCCCGACGCGGGAAUGAUGGACGGCGGGGCCGCCGGGGCGCGGCGGGGGGCGGAGGCGGGGCGGCCCGGGCCCCUGGACUCUAGACCUCCGCGGCAGGGGGACGGCCACCGAGCCCCGGCCCCCGACCGCACAGACACUCACUAAACGGGGCCUUUCCAUCGGGCUCCACAAAAUUACUUUGGUCCGGCCGGCCUGUUGCCUCACACUGGCCAGAGAGGGCGGGGGACCAGAAUGAAGGAAUUCCGCUGCAGCGACUUGAUUUUCCAUCCUCUGAGCAGAAAGGCUCGGUUGCUCAUCCCCAGGAUCACAGGAGACAAUCAUAUCUGGAUAGGCUUGGAUUGGUCCUGGAGGCCAUAUGGGUGCUGCUAACUGGUGUACCAGUGGCCAGGAGAGGGCCUGGCCCUAAGCACCCGUCCCUGUCCCACAUCUCCUCUGGCACUGGGAGCUUGAGGCCCACAACUGAAAACUGCAGCAGUCUGGCCAUCUGCCCUCACCUGCCCACUGCAACUGGGUCCCAAAUGAAGAUCUCUACCUGUCCCACCCAAGACAGAGGCUGGACGGUGGCUGCCACGUGUCCCCUGCGAUUGCCAACAGCCAGGGCCUGAUGGCUUGCUUCCUCAUGCCAAGUCUGAUGGGAAUCCCAAUCCUGCUGGCCCCCCUCAUCCACCCCAGCCCUGUCCAUCCAGGACCACCUCUGGGAGCCUGUCGGCCUGCUGACCCCAUCCACAGAUCUCCAGGGGCAGCCUCUGAGGGACAAGAGUGACACAGGGCUGGAGGAAAGAAGAGGAGGAGUCAGGGGCCUCCUUGAGUCUGAUACACAACUGAGCCCCUUUCGAAACCUAGUCUCACCCUGUUGGUGACUGGCUCCCCAGCUCCAGCCUCUUCCUGGUCCAGCCAGGAAGGAAGGAGGAAGUCUCUUCACUGCGAGUGCAUGUGCGAGCACAAGCACACGUGUGGAGCAGGCGGAGCUGCUCUGGGUGCCAAGCCCUCCCUGUACCUGGGCCUGGGGCCUAAGAAGCUGCUUCCCUACAGGGAGAAAUGUGUGUCCAGCCUCAGUGGCCCCUGCCCUCAGAGGUCCCCCACUGCAGGGAAGCCCCACCCCUGUCCGGAGGGGCACCUGGCAAGCCUGUGGCUGUGGCUAUCUUGGCCCAAAGGGACCGGCCAGAGGAAAGGCAGUGAUGAGUCCUGAGCAUCGUGUCCCUGCCGCUGCUUUUCUUAGGGGUUCUGCCUUGAGUAUUAGCCGCUUCUGCUUUCCACCUCCCCUUCCUGCCACUUUCUCUCCCCCACAGGGCCCUUGCUGCCUGCUGGGGUCUCCAUGCACUUUAUUUAUUUGCAGUCUGUUUUCCAGGCGGUGGAGCUUCUGCAAAUUCAGACACUGACCUGAAUGACGUUUACUGUUCUGUGUGUGAUUAACUCUGUACUGGUCAGCACUAUCUGGUCACAGAAAUGUUGUUUCUGGUGUUGUCACAUCUUGUUGUAUCUCUAAGUUACAAAUAAAGUGCUUGGGUUCCAUGCACUACA
This is a messenger RNA of Cynocephalus volans (Philippine flying lemur), 1810 nucleotides long. RefSeq names its product small integral membrane protein 10-like protein 2A. NCBI's taxonomy places the organism in Eukaryota, Metazoa, Chordata, Mammalia, Dermoptera, Cynocephalidae. The record is from RefSeq and is a predicted model, not a curated record. The coding region runs from base 27 to 236 and encodes 69 amino acids. The transcript is spliced from 2 exons.